AUGGCUUACAACAGAAUUGACUUAGCGUCCAUCGUGCACCACGUAUUUCUCCCGCCGAAAUUACCCCCAGAGGCUGAACGCUACCCCGCCAACAGCGAGUUACUCCGAAAAUUUCUUCGCUCACUUGAUAAUUACCAUGAGUCCGUCCAGCUCCAGGAGCGCUCGGCCUGGGCGUCAUGCGUUAGGAUGAUACAGGUUUUGCUAGACUUGCAGUAUUCCGGCAGAACGUUCAAUGCCAAAAGUUUGAUUCUCAAACUCACGUCUUUGAAUUCCCUAGCUCUCCAUCUCCGAGAGCAAAACGCUGCUGCCUUAAUCAAGAAGAAUCAGGACGAGACCACGUUCUCCUUCUUCGAGUUAUCCCCGUCAACCGAACGCGUCAUGGCUUGCAAAACUCGACUACGACGUAGCUUCCCUGAAGCGUCAGACAGUAUUGCCAACGCUGUCGUCGCUGAUCCAGCUUUCCAUGAGCCUUUCGCAGAAAUGAUGGUAGAUCUAGACGAGAAAGUGCCGCCUCAAGCGGAACCAAAAACUCGCAAGGCAAAUCAGGAAGUUCGGGAAAUCCGACAGUCUGUGAAUCCGUUCCUGGCCACGAACCACCUGCCUGGCAUCUUACGGGCGAUCGGAAAGGCAGCGCCUAUCAAUCGUAUUGUGAAGCAUACACGAGACGACGUCCCAUGGAAGAAUGCUGCUUCACCGUGGCGCAGAUCGCCUCUUUGGCUUCUAUUGCGCGUGGCUAUCCAAUUAACCUUGGCCCAGUCAGAUCUCAAGAAAUCAACCUACCACUAUAAAUCCUUUAUGUUGUUCUUCAUGAACGACGUUUUAGGAUCGGCCAUUAAAGAAUCCUUACCAACUGAGACUCUAUUCAUCAUGAAGACGAAGAUUAGUCGGCGCGUCUUGAAAAUGGGUCAACCGAUUUCGAAUAGCUUACAAGCAGGCAUCCACUCAGCGCAAAACAUUCUCGAAAGCAGGUGGAACAGCUUGCAAAGGGACAGAGACCUACACAAAAUUUGGACGCCUUGGACAAGCUCGAAUUGGAAGCCCUUGACUCAUGAACAGACUACCUUGUCUCUACCUUCCCUCAAACCGUACGUUGAAUCUCGUUCGUUAAGGCAACAACAACCAUCGAUCGGAAAAGACUCCAAACCUCGUAGUAUACCUCGCGUGUGCCAAUCCAAGAACCAGUUUCCGGACAUUACGAAGUUUUCUACAUUUGGGUUGUAUGAUAAAGACAAUAAAAACGUCGUGCUUGCAGACGUGGAAGAAUGGGUCAGGACGUUCCUCUUGUUAUGGGUUCAGGAAAAUAUGAGCCUUCGGAAGUCAACUCGUAACAUUGCAGAUCUACUGAAGAUUUACUGCGAAGAAGCAUUAUCCGCUUACCACGACGAUCCCGUCAUGAUAUCAACCAUGUUUUUGACGGCCAUGGAGUUGUGGAUCGCGUUGGACAUGUGCGCUCUCGAGCAACGCCCGGUUCUCUCGAAGUACGCGCCGGGAUUUCCACCAGCCCUCUUAGAGCCGCUUCUCCUGCCCAGCAAGCACCAGAUGGAACGUCUAUGUUCAGUGGAGCGCUACCUAUCCCAGCGGGACGGAACCGACGGCAAAAGCAGCCCGGUACACUUUCUUGACGUCGGCCCUCGAAGCCUGGCCGUACAAGUCUACGACACAUCGACGAAACACCAGGAGCUCUAUGAUGCCAUAGUGAAGGCCGCAGAAAUUGCCCGAGACAAAAAGCUAGUACAGUUGGACACGCAACUUGCUAAGCACGAAGCCGUUUCCUCCCAGCUAGCCAGCGCAACUUGUUCGAAGGAAUUGGUCUCCAACCAGGAGAACCAUGAUCAGAUGUCUUGUACAAAGUGCUCUUUGGAUAAGGAAAUCAAGACACUAUCGAGGAUAGCAGUACACGAAUGGCCCCUGCCCGCAGAUGAGGUACAGGCUAAGCUGGUGGUGUUCGAGUUAAUGGUCCCUGACGAGAUUGAACAAUGGAGAAGCACGACCUAUUGGCUACAAACGGAGGUUUUUGCCCGUCCCACGGUGGUCGCCGAGAUUCCGGAGGAGCUAUUUUACCUCCAUGAUUUUGAGGGACUAGCUGGGCGUGGCAAUAUUAACAAAGAGCAAAGACUACAGCUUGCAUCCACGGCAAAAGCCUUUGUUUUCGCUCACUAUAAGGACGUGGAAAUCCAAUACGCUAACAAAAGCAGUGUGUUCGUAAAUCACGCCAUGAAGUACGGGAUUUUCGACUCAAUACGAAGCAAACUGCCCAUCAUGGCCGUUGAGAGAUGCGAUAUCCGUUCGCGAUGUGCUUUCCAGAUCUCGGAGGGCCUCUACAGCACUCUGAGUGACACGCUCGAGUCAACGCUACAUACCGUGAACGAGGUGUUAUCCAGACAGUCACAGUGCUCUGCGUCUUUGAACACCGACGAGUUCUAUGCGUUUGGAGCUCUGCGAGCAGGCCACCGCAUCCAAUGGCUCAAUAUAGCUAACGAGCUUGUUUCUCAAGUCCUAUCGUUUGGUCGACAAGAAGUAUGUGAUUUGGUGCUCCAGGCUUGUUGGCAGGCUGGGCCGGCAGAAGUCGGCAACUCCAACCUUAUUCUUAGGGAAUCUCACCAGGUGCUUCAAGGGGGCCACGUGAGUAUCGAAAUACUAUCAGGACUGGAGGACUGUUUUUCCAACAUUGAAAAGAAUUGGGAAGGCACGACUGCAGCCCGGCUCUUCGCAGCACUUGCAGCACGCCUUCUUUCUCUCAAUACUCGCCCGGAGAUUCAGACGCAGUGUUUCGCUUUCCUCCGCAGAGUCCGUAAUGCUCUCCUGAUUUGGAUGAGGAAAAUUUGCGAGAAGGUCCAAGGAAGUCAAACGGAGGCCGAGCGCACAGAUCUCCGAGAGCGAUUGUUAGAAGCAGCUUUAGUUGCUCAUUCUACCUUUCAAGUAGACGAAUAUCACGUUGAAAAACUGUUAACCUCUCAAGAAGACGUGGCUCAUUACCUGGCAAUCAUAAUCUCGAUUCGAGAGAACUAUCCAGCGGCGGAGAGCGAUAUCCCGUGCCCCCUCCGUCUACUGUUACAAGAGUCUUCCAGGCUGUGUCAUAGACUUGAAACCGUGGUCAGACGCUUGGUUUUGGACGAUCAUUCAAGCCUAGACCUUGCUAUAGGGAGCGUGUGGGAUAAUUAUCCAGCCGGCGGUGUAUGGAAGUCCGUCGAUGCGCUAAACGAACGGUGGCUUUCAAGGAAAAUACUUCCUGGAGCUGCCUGUGUAUCCAGAGACGUCUAUUUUAACGUACUGACUGGAGAAGUUCUUGUCAACGGUCGGCCUAUCUCCAGACUUCCUUCGAAUUUUGAAUCGCACGCAACUUUCAAGAGGCUGUUCCAGGGUAGGAUAUUGUAUGUAUCUCCAUCAGGAAUGGAUGGUAUGGACUUCAAGAUCCGAAGCCUAGUUCAUGGCCAGCAUAUUCACCUUGGAAUGCACGACUCGGAAUUAAUCGUUCGAGCAUACCAGGACGAUGGUCGCGCACAUCCGAAUGAUGGGUCAUAUCUAGAGCUCGUUCCGAUAGAUGCUCUCGGAAGAGAUGUCCCUAAAACCUUCGUCGAUGAAUAUGUGCAUUGGCUUCAUUCGAACUCACUGGUGUUACAAUUCCGUCCUCUGUUGUCCCCUUGGAUACCGCCGCGGCAGCCGUGGCAGAUCCGCCUGAACCGUGAAGACGCUGUCAACCACCAGGAUUUGUAUAGGUUGAGAAAGGGAUACAUGGCGCUCAUGGAAUCCACAGGCCUCACUGGACGCGCGAUCACCUCGUUGCUCUCUCCGUUGGAGAACGAGGAACAUAUUCACAUUAUGAUCCACGAAACAACAUCGGCUAUUUCGGUCCAACUCCCACGACUUAACCUGGAUUUUGUUCUGGGGGUAGACCUGUUGUCUCUGGAGUCCAAACAAUUUCGAGGCAUGCGCGUUGAUCCGAACCAAGCGGUGGGCACUAUGACAGGUCUUAAGAACAAGCUUGUUCUUAGCACACUGGACAAUGCCGAGCGGUGCAUGGUCGUCCCUUUUGGGACCGUCAGAUUCGCCAAAAACGGUGAUCACGUCCAUGUUACCAUCGACACCGGUGCAGAGCCUCAAGUCCCGUACUAUGUCUACCAGGUUGAUGAGGUACUUGGAAGGUUGACUGGAGAUAACAGCCUGAAGAGUAAUCUUUACAUGAUCUAUCUCCACGCGGUUACCUCUUAUUGCCUGCCAGAUAACUUGACUGGGAAAACUGGAACAGAGACAGCUCUGGAUGGCAUUCGUAGUGCCUCGGUUCGAUCGCAUGGGACACUUUCCCCUGAUGAUCUCAGCCUCCUUUCUUCAAUCGCACAUCUAACACCACAACGAACGUGGUAUCCGAAAGGCAGAAAGACCAUGCAGUGUACGAAUUGGGCCAAUCUUCCUUCACUCUCCCAGCAUAGCGGGUUUUACGGGGAGGUUCAAAAGGUUAUCCGACAUUAUCGAAAGUUUGACGUGUUCCGGGAGCAUAUCCCAUCGAGUCCAGCAUCAGAGGCGCCUCUAGUAGAGGAGCUUCUUCAGAGAGCCAUCAUUCGCGAUUCCGUCUGGCGCCUUGAUGGCUAUGGAGCUGAAUUCUACACCACUCAGUUCGACGAAGAGUACGUGGAUCGAGAUGGUAAUUUUGACACCCAGCGCGAGCUUCGUGCAUACUCGGCCGCCAAGUUGGCGUCCAGUUGGGAAAUUGAACAAAACUCAAACUUUGACUUGUGGUCGAUCAUACAGAAAAAUUUCCAUCAUCCUGUAGACCAGGAAACCCAAGUCAAGUUAAUUGAUCGUUUGGGAUAUGACCCAACUUGGCUUAAACCGGCAUCUGAGUUCCUACCGGAUUUGUACCGGUCUUUCGAUCUUUGCAAGGGUUUCGAGCCAACGGUUGAGCUGAUUGAGCCGAUAGCUGAGCGGCACUCGCUCUCGCGUGACCGAUGCUUAGAGAGUAAAAUAAAACCGCUGCCUAACGAGACCAAGAAACAGGUCAAAAAGCGUCGUCAAGACCAGUUCAAAGCCAACGUGUCUAUCCAAGCUAGGUCGUUUGCGGAGCUGGUAGUUGGGCAGUUCAAUCAGGCAUUCAACAAGGACUCCGCACUUGACGUACCACACGAUGGCAAUGCGAUUAGGACCUACAUCAACGUCGAAGCUGCCGUUGUCGAAACCAAGCAGUUGUUUAUGCAACAUACUCAGAAUGUGAAGUUUCGGCGGUAUAUCGAGAACGCGACUCGUAUUACCAGUCAAACCCUUCCCGUGGCGAUCAAACACGAGGAGCGCAAACCUCGAAGCAACGGCGUUGAGAACACACCGCAAUCAGGAUUCAUCAAGCUUAGCAAACUUUUCCAAAUGCGAGCCCCAAGCAUCGAAGAGUCUCCAACAGUCGUCGACUUUCGUAAAUGGUUGCGAGAUCAACCCUUGAAGGGAAAAGAUAACGUAGAAGCCUUGCUCCAGCGGCUCGAUAUGGGGGAGAAGGAUGUAAUUGAACAGAGUUACGUCCAAGAUCUUCGAAAGAGCUUGAAGGCCUUAAAGGAUUCCAAGCCCCUCCCAGGCCUCAGCCUCUCUUUGGAUGGCUUACAUGAUGCUAUCGAGGCACAUGUAAAGCUUUGCGAGCAACGGUCUAAUGCUAUUUACGUCCAAAUCUGCGAUGCCUUGAGGGACGCAAUCGAAGAAUCACAUGCCUUUGACGUCCUUGGCGAGCUCACGCCGCGAACAUCUCCUUUGUCGUUACUACACAACCUCACUUUUCAAAAGCUAGCUAGCGUGUCGGUUCAGUGGAAGAUUACUCUGGUGCAGUAUGGCGUCGCACUAAGCGACCUUCAACGCGCGCGCCGGUUACGCACAGCAUUCAAAUAUCGCCAAGGAAACCCAGUAGCGCUUCUGAAGGAACUAACUAAUGCUGGCCACGAUAAUUGGGAUCCCGUUAAGAACCCAGAUUGGCUGCUUCUUGAGUUAGAGAACAACAUCAUCAUCCGCAGUGAGCAGGUGCAAACCGGCCACGCCAUGAUUGACCCAGAGGAUCUCAAGAACACUAUUCUGCAACUCAAUAUGGGUGCUGGCAAAUCUUCUGUCAUCGUUCCUAUCGUUGCAGCCGCUCUUGCCAAUGGGCGAAGAUUGACGAGGGUUGUGGUGCUGAAGCAAUUAGCUCCUGAGAUGCACCGCACGCUCAUAGCGAAAUGCAGCGGCAUGCUGAACCGUCCUAUCUAUCUCAUGCCAUUUUCGCGUUCUCUGAAGAUCUCGAAGAAGCAAGCCGAUGGAAUUUUGGCGUUGUAUGAGGAGUGCAUGGCCGCGGGUGGCAUUCUCCUCACCCAGCCUGAGCAUAUUCUUUCGGCAAGACUGAUGGGAUACGAGAAAAUCGUGUCAGAGCGUUCGGAAAAGAAAAACGCCGCUCAAAAGUUGAUCAGGAUGCAGCACUGGCUGAGCCAGCACGCCCGCGACAUUCUCGAUGAGAGUGAUGAGCUUUUAAGUCCGGUGUUUGAGCUCGUAUAUACCAUUGGUGGCGAACAAUUAAUUGACUGGAGCCCCGAGAGGUGGUGUUUCAUCCAAAAAGUCUUAGGGCGGCUCUCCGUACUGGCCGCUGAGACUAAAAGCAUCCACCCAGAGGGCAUUCGCAUGGAGAAUAAGCACAAUCCCGGGAGCUUUCCGCAUAUACAGGUUCUUCUGACAGAUGCCAGCGAGAUGAUCUUGAAGAAUCUAGCUAAUGAAUUCUGCACGGAAUGGUCGAAAGACUUCGCACUCCCGGAUGACACUCGGAAAGAGCUAUAUUUGUUCCUCACAACCUUCAUAAUACAGGAGAAGGAUGUUGCGAAUCUGCAUGAGAUGAGAGAGAAACGCAAAAUAGGGGACCACGUGUGGAACACUAUGCUCAUUCUUCGUGGAUUGAUAGCAGGCGGCACGAUGAAGUUCGCAUUUCAAGACAAGCGCUGGCGGGUCCAUUACGGCCUCGACCUGACUCGAUCCCGCCUGGCGGUGCCCUUCAGAGCGAAGGAUGUACCAUCUUCGCGGGCUGAAUACAGCCAUCCUGAUUUAGCAAUCGUCCUAACAUGUCUGUGCUAUUACUAUAAAGGCUUCUCCAAUGACGAACUAACGAAGACGCUUCGCCAUUUGAAGCGCAGCGACAACUCACAGCACACGUAUGAAGGGUGGCUUGCGAAAGCUAAAGACAUGCCAUCGUCUUUCCGCAACAUUCAAAGCGUAAAUCUCCAGGACACGGCGGUCUGCGACGGCGAGGUGUUCCCUCAUUUACGAUUCACGAAAGCCGUGAUAGACUACUACUUGGCCAAUUUGGUGUUUUCUGCCCAGAUGCGGGAAUUCCCUUUCAAGCUUUCGGCGUCCGGCUGGGACAUCGCCCAGGUCAGGACAAACCCUACUACAGGGUUCAGCGGGACCAAGGACUCCAAGCAUACUCUGCCAUCGACCAUCAAGCAGGCAGAGCUGGACGCGCAGUUGCAUACCAACGCAACCGUGCUGAAUGAUCUACUAGGCGCUAAAAACACGUAUCAAGACAUUCCCCACAACCAAGAUCAGAGCCUCAACGCUGACGUUCUGCUAACAAUGGUGAUCGGCCAAAGCCCGCCCGUGCGAGUCAUCCUCGACGUAGGAGCACAAGUGCUCGACCUUCGAAAUCAGGACGUUGCGCAGUUGUGGUUGGACAAGACGACGAAUGAGGAUGCGAAAGCUGUCAUUUUCGUAACAGAGCAAGAUUCAAUCGCAGUUCUUGAUCGUGCUGGCACCUUGGAGGCGCUCGCAGUCUCCCCAUGGCUACGCCAAAUGGAUCAAUGCUUUGUCUACCUUGACCAAGCUCAUACUCGAGGCACGGAUCUUAAGCUCCCAAUCAACUACAGAGCGGCAGUGACUCUUGGCCCUCUUUUGACCAAAGAUCGUCUGGUUCAGGCGUGUAUGCGGAUGAGAAACCUUGGCAAAGGCCAGUCCGUGGUUGCUUGUGCUUCUAAGGAGAUCGAGAAGCAAAUCAAGAAUUCCUGCAACAAGGAACUGGACGACAAGAUCACCAUGCUCGAUGUUGUUGAGUGGUGUAUUCGAAACACUUGCAUACAAAUUCGAAAGGAACUGCCAAUGUGGGCCCAGCAGGGCGAACGUUACACGCUCCAACAGAACAAGCUUAACAUGGCGCCUGCAGGUGUUACCAGUACACUAGCAAAGUCGGUGGUAGAGGAACUGAAAGAAAGAGAAGCGCAGACCUUGGAUAUGCGAUAUGGAAUCAAUUCUCCUAGUUUGCACCAAGCGUUGCGAUUCCAUCUCCCGCAAGACAACGCACAACAGUCCCAUGUUCUGUCCAAAGAUACGGAAGCAAUCGCUUCUAGAUGUCAGGAGUUCAACAUCAACCCGUACGAAGGCCCGGCAUUACAAGAGGAGCACGAACGCGAGUUAUGUCCAGAAAACGAACGUGAGCAACAAGUGGAGCGACCACGUCCGAUGAAGCCGUUCUUACACGUCACCCACGUCGCGAUCAAGGCGUUUGCUCAGACCGGUCAAUGGGGCGACUUGAAAAGCGAAGCCGUACUCCCCGCAUUUCGCACCCUAAAAGCCACAAGUGCUGGCAAAUAUCUCCAACCGAACGAGUGGCCUCAAGAUCUCCUGGUGUCCAGAGACUUUGCCCAAACCGUGCAAAACCCAGGGGGGCAGGUGGUCGACGCCUACCUUAAGCCAGUCAAUUGGGUACUCAGCCGACAAACCGAUAACGGAACGUCGCUCAAACAGUGGGAAGUUGUGAUAAUCAGCCCUGCAGAAGCCAACGAGCUGCUCCCAAUCAUCAUGGAGCACAAGAUCGUUACACUUCACGUUUACUCGCCGCGCACUCGGCAGUCAAUGCGGUCGCUCGACAACUUAUCGUUUUGUGUCAUUCCACAAGUUGAAGUCAAAGCUGUCCCAAGCCUGCUGGUCACACAGCUGAAUCUGUUUGCGGGGCAGCUGUAUCAAAACGACGACGAAGCAAACAAGAUAUUGUGCGAGUUCUUGGGCCUUUGGCAUGGGGAUUUAUUGGCAGAAAGUGACGGUUUCAUGAAGAAGAAUUACAGGCAUACUCUGGGUAUUGAUGGGAGCUGUCCCUUCACUGUCUCGCCUAGGAACUUCGUAAAAGAGUGGCUGAGCGUCCGUAGGAAAGGUCAUAGUUACGAAAGGACGCACAUGGGUGCACUGGUGGUAUUGGGAAGGGCGCUGACUGGAAGCGACUUUGAGUCUUAG
Messenger RNA from Mytilinidion resinicola, 9204 nucleotides. RefSeq lists its product as uncharacterized. The record is from RefSeq and is a predicted model, not a curated record. NCBI's taxonomy places the organism in Eukaryota, Fungi, Ascomycota, Dothideomycetes, Mytilinidiales, Mytilinidiaceae. The transcript has 4 exons. The coding region runs from base 1 to 9204 and encodes 3067 amino acids.